Micropterus dolomieu (smallmouth bass) is the source of this 6084-nucleotide messenger RNA. Its product is annotated as paired amphipathic helix protein Sin3a-like. The record is from RefSeq and is a predicted model, not a curated record. The transcript has 21 exons. NCBI's taxonomy places the organism in Eukaryota, Metazoa, Chordata, Actinopteri, Centrarchiformes, Centrarchidae. Gene Ontology annotation, molecular function: transcription corepressor activity. Gene Ontology annotation, biological process: negative regulation of transcription by RNA polymerase II. Gene Ontology annotation, cellular component: chromatin. Bases 223 to 4116 code for a protein of 1297 amino acids.
CAAGGAACACCGCUUCAUACAUACACUGUUGUUAGCGACGUAGCCACUUCGGCCAAUUUCAUUUAUUGACAUUUUCAUUUGCGACCACUUCUCACAACUUCACUUUUUAUCACGGACAGGUGACUGCACGAGUAGCGGUGUACUGGUUGAUCCCCGUUACAUCUGGUUUGUCCAAUUGUUGCUGGUGGCAGUCCUGCGAGCCCCUUUGAGUAUGCAUAUACAAUGAAGAAGCGUGUGGAGGACCAGGAACCAAUAUUUGCGCCCCAGCAACAGCAAUCACGUCGCCCCACAGUGCAAAGUAUUGCCGACAGCUUCCAGCACCGGGCCCUCGCCCCGGCCCCUACUGUGAUAGAGGCAGCUCCAGACAAAAUGCAGCCAUCCACCGGCAUCCAGUAUUCUCUCCCCCAGGGCUACCAGGUGCCUACAAUGCCCCAGAGCACAAGUGGACACGGACAUAACAAUUCUGCACCUCAUGUGGGUCCCCACGCACACAGCCUAGCAGUUCAGUCCCAGGGCCCUGCAGUGGUCCAUGGUCAUGUUCAUCCACCUACGCCCAUGACUUCAACCCAAGGACAGCAGUUUCAGCGACUGAAGGUAGAAGAUGCCUUGUCCUAUCUGGAUCAAGUGAAGCUGCAGUUUGGGAAUCAGCCUCAAGUUUACAAUGAUUUUCUGGAUAUUAUGAAAGAGUUCAAGUCACAGAGCAUAGACACUCCUGGAGUCAUCAACCGCGUGUCCCAGCUCUUCAAGGGCCAUCCAGACCUCAUUAUGGGCUUUAACACUUUCUUGCCACCUGGAUAUAAGAUUGAGGUUCAAACCAAUGAUCUAGUCAAUGUGACCACGCCAGGUCAGAUUCACUACAUCACUCCUCAAGGUAUUUCUGUUCAGAACAUCCCUGUUAGUGGAGCAUCGAGCCAACCUGCAAGCCACCACCAGCACCAGAGUCUGCCACAGGCUGGCCCGCAAACUACCACUACCACUGCCACCACCACUACAACUACCAUACCCACCCCUACCCAGCCAGCUCCAAAUAAAACCAGCAAGCCAAUUCAGUCUCCAGCCCAUACACCCACCAGCCAGCCCAACCCAUCCAUCCCAUCUUACGCCUCACCGCGCUCACCUUCAGUUCAGUCCCACACUCCUGUGAGCAGCACACCGUCUGGUGGGCCACCUCUCCAGAACAACCAGCCUGUGGAAUUCAACCACGCUAUAAAUUAUGUCAACAAGAUCAAGAACCGCUUCCAGGGUCAGCCAGACAUCUACAAAGCCUUCCUGGAAAUCCUUCACACAUACCAGAAGGAACAACGAAAUGCUAAAGAGGCAGGAGGCAACUACAUCCCAGCACUGACUGAGCAGGAGGUCUACACUCAGGUGGCAAGACUCUUCAAGAACCAGGAGGACCUUCUCUCAGAGUUUGGACAGUUCCUACCUGAUGCAAACAGCUCGCUGCUGCUAGGCAAAACUACACCAGACAGGGCAGAGUCGGUGCGUAAUGAUCAUGGCGGCACAGUAAAGAGACCCUUAAUGAACAACAAACAGAGGCUGAGUCAGAACGGCCUGCCAAUCAGGAGACCAGCUGGAGUGGGAGCUGCACCGCCUGUCAAGAAGAAACCCAAAAUAAUGGGGAAGGACCAUGGUAUGACUGAAGUCAGCAAACACAGCACCAGCACUGAAAAUAUGUUCUUUGAGAAGGUGAAGAAGGCUCUUCAGAGCUCUGAGGCAUAUGACAACUUCCUGCGGUGUCUUCACAUUUUCAACCAGGAAGUUAUCUCACGGGCUGAGCUGGUGCAGUUAGUCAUCCCUUUUCUUGGAAAAUUCCCAGAGCUUUUUACAUGGUUUAAAAACUUCUUGGGCUACCGAGAGUCCAGUCACGGGGAGUCGAGCCAUACAGAGAGUUUACCCAAGGAGCGUGCAACAGAGGGAAUUGCCAUGGAGAUUGACUAUGCUUCUUGCAAGAGGCUGGGGUCCAGCUAUAGAGCACUGCCGAAGAGUUACCAGCAGCCCAAGUGCACAGGAAGGACGCCGCUAUGCAGAGAGGUUCUGAAUGACACAUGGGUGUCGUUUCCAUCGUGGUCUGAGGAUUCUACAUUUGUGAGCUCCAAGAAGACUCAGUAUGAGGAGCACAUUUACAGAUGUGAGGAUGAGCGUUUUGAGCUGGAUGUUGUGUUGGAAGCCAAUCUUGCCACGAUACGAGCCCUGGAGACAGUGCAGCGGAGGCUUUCUCGCAUGUCAGCUGAGGAGCAGCUGCGCUUCAAGUUGGACAACACAAUUGGCGGCUCCUCGGAGGUCAUUCACCGCAAAGCUAUCCAGAGGAUAUAUGGAGACAAGGCCAACGAUAUCAUCGACGGGCUCAGGAGGAACCCAGCUGUGUCUGUCCCCAUAGUGCUGAAAAGAUUAAAAAUGAAGGAGGAGGAGUGGAGAGAAGCCCAGAGAGGCUUCAACAAAAUCUGGCGGGAGCAGAAUGAAAAGUAUUACCUGAAGUCUCUUGACCAUCAAGGCAUCAACUUCAAGCAGAAUGACACUAAAGUGUUGCGCUCAAAAACCUUACUGAAUGAAAUUGAGAUGCUGUAUGAUGAUCGCCAAGAACGAGCAUCAGAGGAAACUGUCGUACCAGCACCAAGUGGCCCACAUAUGACCCUGACUUAUGAAGAUAGCCAAAUCCUGGAGGAUGCUGCUGCACUUAUCAUCCACCACGUCAAAAGACAAGUGGGAAUCCAGAAAGAAGACAAGUACAAGAUUAAACAGAUCAUCCACCACUUCAUCCCUGACCUGCUGUUUGCACGGCGAGGUGAGCUCUCUGAUGUGGAGGAAGAGGAAGAAGAGGAGGAGGAAGACUUGGAGAUGGAUCAAGACGGCCCCAAGAAGCACAAUGGCUUGCCAGGCAGCAGCCCACCAAAGUCUAAACUCCUCUUCAGCAACACAGCAGCUCAGAAGCUGCGAGGCACAGAUGAUGCCUAUAAUCUGUUCUUCGUCAACAACAACUGGUAUAUCUUCCUUCGUCUUCACUACAUCUUGUGUUCCCGUUUGCUGCGAAUCUACGGGCAAGCUGAGAAGCAGAUUGAAGAGGAUGCCCGUGAGCGAGAGCAGGAAAGAGAAGUGUUGGGGCUCAAGAGGGACAAAAAUGAAAAUCCAGCGAUCCAACUGAAGAUGAAGGAGCCGAUGGAUGUUGAUGUAGAGGACUAUUACUCAGUGUUUCUGGAAAUGGUGCGUAAUCUUUUGGAUGGAAACAUGGAGCCAGCUCAGUAUGAGGACUCCCUGAGGGAAAUGUUUACUAUCCAUGCCUACAUUGCCUUCACCAUGGACAAACUCAUCCAGAGCAUUGUCCGGCAGCUCCAGCACCUUGUCACUGAUGAUGUAUGUGCGCGUGUGACGGACAUGUACCUGAGUGAAAGUGCCAAUAAAGCCACUGGGGGCACACUGUCCACGCAGACAUCCAGAGCCACAGCAGAGGGGGCCUACCAGCGCAAAGCAGAGCAACUUAUGUCCGAUGAGAAUUGCUUCAAGUUGAUGUUUGUAAAGAGCCGGGGAUCUGUCAGUCUGGCCAUAGAACUGCUGGACACGGAAGAGGAAAACUCUGAUGAGCCAGCGGAGGCAGAGAGGUGGUCAGACUACGUGGGCAGAUACCUGAACUCAGAUUCUGCAUCCCCAGAGCUGCGUGAGCAUCUUGCCCAGAAGCCGGUGUUCCUCCCCAGGAAUUUGAGAUGGAUAAGGAAGUGCCAGAGAGGAUGGGAGCAACUGCAACAGGAGCGAAUGAGCAAGGUUCCCUCGGACAAGUCGCAAGAAGGCAACAGUGAGCUAAAGAUGGAGUGCAUGUUCAAGCUCAACUCCUACAAGAUGGUCUAUGUCUGCAAGUCAGAAGACUAUAUGUACAGGCACACAGCACUCACACGGGCUCAUCAGUCCCAACAGAGGGUCAACACACGCCUGCACAGACGCUUUCAGGCCUGGCUGGACACCUGGGCCAAAGAGCACGUGACCAGCGACAUGGCUGCUGAGAGCCGCAAGUGGCUGAUGGGAGAUGAACAUGAAGGCCUGUUGUCCUGCACCACAACCUGCAGCCCUGAAGUCCUCCAUUAUCUCAAUAUUAACAAGUACCGGGUGAAGUACAGAACACUGUAGUACUGUAGUGUACUCUCGUAUCGAAAGAUAAACUGUGGCAGUGACGGUUGUCACACAACAAACACCCAGUGAUGACUUCAUAUAUAAGUGGCUUCAUGUAGAUUUUCCCAUCCUGCUGUUACUGGAUCCAGUUGCCAAAAGUUUAAGGAGUUAUUAGUCCACAAUUCAAAUGGGAUGUAAAUUUUCCACUUUUUGCAAAAAGCUGAACUUUGUCCUAACUUACAAGCUUUUACUGCAAAUUCUGCAACAUAUGUGAAACAGUUGUUUUGUCACUAUGUUGGGGGGAAAAACCCGGUCAUCUCAGUAAUCCCAUCUGAAUAUAAAUGCAGAUUUUUACACAAGAUUAAUAUACACUCCACUGCAUCUUCUCUUUAGAGCAAUUCACAGUUUAAACAAAAAACUCAGCAACUCAACAAUGAAAAGUGUUUGAUAACCACUUCAUGGUUUUACAGGAAAUACAAACAAAUAACCUCAGCUUUCUCUUUAGUGAGAACAGCUACCUGUUACUUCUGUUAAAAUGUGAGUUGUCAGACUUCCAGCUGUAAACUUUGUAUAGCCUGUGAAUGUUUUCCUUUUUGGUAGUAAAGGUGCAAAAAGGCACUAUAUAUAUAUAUAUUCAACAUCUCUGGCUACUGCUGGGUAGAUGCUUGGUAUCAAUACAAUGCCAGCAGUGUGAAUCAAGUACAAUAAUUUAUGACCGCCCAUACACUUUGUGUAAAUAUGUUGUUUAUAUCUAUCUAGAUUUUUUUUUUUUUUUAAUCAGAUGUCAUUGAUGUGUAGCAUACAUUAACACAUAGUAUCUUUAGCUAGAGGUUGCAGAGAAGUUUAUUAAGAAAAUGAAAACUUAUAACUGUUUUUUACCAAAGGAUGUUAAUUAGAGACCUUUUUUCCUAUGUGGUCUGUUAAAUGUGUUGUCCCUAAAGUCUUUGUUUAGUAGAAAAACUACCCAUUUUAUAUGCGUUCAACCCCUUUCUGUGCAUCUUUGGCAUCGGUGUCACUUGUGGUUUUAAGAUGAUUGAAUGUAACUGAGCAGCAAUUUCUCCUUUUUACAGAAGUAUAUGUCUGUUUUUCAAAGUACUGAAGUCUAACAGUGCUAUCACCCUUUUCUUCUAUUUAGACUUUACCAAAUCGUCAGAAUCUGUAUGAGUGGUUCAGUGGUCUCACAAUGUAUCACCUAUAAAAAAAGUGUAGGAGUUUUGUUUUUUAUGCCCAGUGUUGACGACGAACACUGACUGACGUAUGAUAGGUCUAUACGUGAAUGUCAGCUAUGUGACUUGUGUACAGUUUUUAACGAUUAACAAAACAAGCAAGCAAUAAUUCCUUCAGUCACAGUCUAUCAUAGCUAGCAGUUUGUAUUUCUUGCUGAAAUACAAAUGUGAAUGUUGUAUUUCCUUAAAAGACGAAAGUAAACUUAGGAUUUUUAUUUCCUUUUCCCCUCUGUAGUUUGUUUAAUAAAACUGGAUUUGGCACUGUAGAUAAUGUAGGUAAGGCUGCAUGGGAAGAUACCCAUCUCCCUAAAUGCUGUAAAGUGUGUUUCACAGUGGGAAUCAAUAUGUAAGCAACAUUAACAGUCAGAUCCUUGUAAUUUUUUACAUAUGGAUCAUAACAUGAGAAGGAUGGAUGCAAACACACUAAAUAUUCAGUAUGAAAGCGCAGAUUGGCAACACUCUUGCAGAAGAAAAAGAGGGAAAAUAAAAUAAAAAGAAACUGCCUGCCAUUUUCGUGAACUCCAUUGAAUGGUCAGUAACAUAACCAGCUACAGACAAUCUUGGAACAGUUUAUAACUUGGGUUUUUAUUUUUAUAUUUACUGUGUUUUAAUAUGAAAUACCACAGGAGGUCCCACGGAGCUGAUUGUACAUAAAGACAUUGUUUGUACCUCAUUUAAUGUGUCUCUUCUCUUGACUUAUAUGAUGUUGUACAUGAGUGUUAGUAUGGUGUUUGGCAUUAAACUAUCCUUUAAAUAGAAA